Apodemus sylvaticus (European woodmouse) is the source of this 4736-nucleotide messenger RNA. It is a transcript of the gene Rhobtb3, whose product is annotated as Rho related BTB domain containing 3. Lineage: Eukaryota; Metazoa; Chordata; Mammalia; Rodentia; Muridae. The transcript is spliced from 12 exons. Bases 90 to 1925 code for a protein of 611 amino acids. Gene Ontology annotation, biological process: regulation of proteolysis; proteasome-mediated ubiquitin-dependent protein catabolic process. The record is from RefSeq and is a predicted model, not a curated record. Gene Ontology annotation, molecular function: GTPase activity; ubiquitin protein ligase binding; GTP binding. Gene Ontology annotation, cellular component: cytoplasm.
CGGGGAUGAGCUGAUUGCAGUGAGAGCGUCGCUCCGGCCCCCGCCAGUCUGCUCGCUGCCGUCUCCCCGCCUCCCUGCCAGCCGCGAUCAUGUCCAUCCACAUCGUGGCGCUGGGGAACGAGGGCGACACGUUCCACCAGGACAACCGGCCGUCGGGGCUCAUCCGCACGUACCUAGGGAGAAGCCCGCUGGUGUCGGGGGACGAGAGUAGUUUGUUGCUGAACGCGGCCAGCACGGUCGCGCGCCCGGUGUUCACCGAGUACCAGGCCAGUGCGUUCGGGAACGUCAAGCUGGUGGUGCACGACUGUCCGGUCUGGGACAUUUUUGACAGUGAUUGGUACACCUCCCGGAACCUAAUUGGGGGUGCUGACAUCAUUGUGAUCAAAUACAAUGUAAAUGACAAGUUUUCAUUCCAUGAAGUAAAGGAUAAUUAUAUUCCAGUGAUUAAAAGAGCAUCAAACUCAGUUCCAGUAAUCAUUGCGGCUGUUGGUACAAGACAAAAUGAAGAAUUACCUUGUACAUGCCCCCUGUGUACUUCAGACCGAGGGAGCUGUGUUACCACCACAGAAGGGAUCCAACUUGCCAAAGAACUGGGAGCUACCUAUCUGGAACUCCACAGCCUUGAUGAUUUCUACAUUGGAAAAUACUUUGGAGGAGUGUUGGAGUAUUUUAUGAUACAAGCCUUAAAUCAGAAGACAAGUGAAAAAAUGAAGAAAAGGAAAAUGACCAGCUCCUUCCAUGGGAUUCGACCUCCUCAACUUGAACAGCCAGAAAAGAUGCCCGUCUUGAAAGCCGAGGCAUCACACUAUCACUCCGACUUGAAUAACUUGCUGCUGUGCUGCCAGUGUGUGGACGUGGUCUUUUACCACCCAGAAGUGAUGGGUGUUGUGGAAGCCCACAAGAUCGUGCUCUGCUCUGUAAGCCAUGUCUUCAUGCUGCUUUUCAAUGUGAAGAGCCCUGCCGACAUUCAGGAUUCCAGCAUCAUCCGAACCACCCAGGAUCUCUUUGCCGUAAACAGAGAUGUUGUGCUUCCGGGUGCCUACCAGGACCGCCCUGGCAACCCGCCCGUGCAUGUUGUUGUAAAGGACGUCCUCUUCUGCUCGUGUUUAUCUGACAUUCUGCGCUUCAUUUAUUCAGGUGCUUUUCAGUGGGAAGCGCUGGAAGAAGACGUCAGGAGGAAGCUGAAAGAUUCAGGGGAUGUUUCUGAUAUAAUUGAGAAAGUUAAAUGUAUUUUAAAAACACCAGGAAAGAUUAAUUGCCUGAGGAAUUGCAAGACCUACCAAGCCAGGAAGCCUCUGUGGUUUUAUAAUACGUCUCUCAAGUUUUUCCUUAAUAAACCAAUGCUCGCCGAUGUUGUCUUUGAAAUACAAGGAGCAACUGUGCCAGCCCACAGGGCCAUCCUGGUGGCACGAUGCGAAGUGAUGGCUGCCAUGUUUAAUGGUAAUUAUAUGGAAGCCAAGAGUGUACUGAUUCCAGUUUAUGGCGUUUCCAAAGAGACAUUCUUGUCAUUUUUAGAAUACUUAUACACAGACUCUUGUUGCCCAGCCGGCAUUUUCCAGGCCAUGUGUCUCCUGAUCUGCGCUGAGAUGUACCAGGUCUCCAGACUGCAGCACAUCUGUGAGCUGUUCAUCAUCACUCAGCUGCAGAGCAUGCCCAGCCGGGAGCUGGCCUCCAUGAACCUCGACAUUGUAGACCUGCUCAAGAAGGCCAAGUUCCACCACUCGGACUGCCUCUCCACCUGGCUGCUUCACUUCAUCGCCACUAACUACCUCAUAUUCAGCCAGAAGCCCGAAUUUCAAGACCUUUCAGUGGAAGAAAGAAGUUUUGUUGAAAAGCACAGAUGGCCAUCAAACAUGUACUUGAAGCAGCUGGCAGAAUACAGGAAGUAUAUCCACUCCCGGAAAUGUCGAUGUUUAGUCAUGUGACCUGAGCUUUUGCAGAAUACACUUUUUAAUUAUUAUGAAGAAUGGGUACUUCUAUAACUAAAGUCAAUAUGUUUUAAAAAUCACCAUAUAGCUUCUUACUAGUUAUCUUUUAAAGAAUAUGGUGGUCUUAAAAGGGAACAAAAGCUACCACAGGCUUGAUUAAUGCUUCACCUAGAAUAUAAAAUUGUUGGACAUUCGGUUCUCUUUUACAUUGCCUGAUUGCUUUAAUAACAUCAAGAUCUCUCUUAGUUAAGAGAUGUUUAAUUUUAAAAAAAAUCAUCUGGGAUAAAUACAAAAACUUCAUCAUGUAUGAGUGAUUGCCCUGCUAAAAUAAGGGGCAUUUAAGAAACAAGUGUAACCAUAGGAUUCAGAGGAGCACUAACCACUGUAGCAUGAAAUUGUAGGAAUAGAAAUUUGUCCAAGACUUGGAUAGUCAUGUGUCAUCUGGUUUCCAGUUCAGUAAAAGUACUUGAAUCAAUAUGAUAGCCCCAUCUGGACCAUCCACCCAUAUCUGCUUGUCAAUCAGGCUGCAAACCUAAGCAGACUGGUAGUUAUCCUUGUGUACCCUUCUGGCGUCUUAUAGACUUCCACACUUAGAAGGACCUGGUCUUUGGCUUAGUACUCUGCUAGUGCAGUUGUUAAAUUCUUAAAAAUGUUUGAUGAAGGGUCCAUGUUUUCACUUUGCACUCACUCCCCAAAAUUGCUGAUACAGUGUCUUCUUUUCCUUUUUUUCUUUUUUGUUUUGCUUUAUUUUAUUUUAUUUUAUUUUUUAAGAUGGUGUUUCUCUGUGUAACAUCCCUAGCUGUCCUGGAACUUGCAGUAUAGACCAGGCUAGCCUCAAAUCCACAAAGAUCAGCUGGGAUUAAAGAUGAUUUAUCCCACCACCUUGUCUGGCUUAAAAUGCUUUUUUCUUGCUCAAACCUUCUCUCUGUGGAAGCAGAAAUGUUGCUGAUAGCCAGGAAAGAGCAUGAGGCUUUUGGCCAGGAUAGCAGAGUGAAGACUCCCAUCUUUUGGGAAGCAUAGACGCACAGCCCAAGCUCCUCCACAAAGACAUUUCCCGGCAGUAAGAAAUGCUGAAAUGGUUUUUGUUGGUUUUGGAGCACUCCCCCAGUUCUAGCUGUAGCCCAGAAAAGCAAAUACUUUCUUGAUCAAUAUGUAAAGUCAGGAAGUUAGUAAGAGUGACUGAGUAGCCUGACUAUAAUAUACAGUUAUAGUGAUAAUCACAGGAAAAGAUGCCUUCGAAAGAGUUGGGAUUAACAGCUUAAAUAGUCUUUCUUUUAACUGUCUGUUAAGAAUAGGAUGUCAAAGGCUUUAAUUGAGUUCUUUUCAAGGACUGAUAGACUAUUUGGUAUGAAGUAGCAAAGCUAUCUAGGACAGUUAAAAAAGAUCUAAAUCAAAGACAUCCUAGAAACAAUGGAGAGAAGGCAGAGUUAGUUUCUCUCAUAGCAUAUAUUUGCAGAAAUGGCUCUUCAAGAUGCUCAAAAGCAUGGAAAAAGCGUAUUACUAAUUAUUGUUAAUAUCAUGGUCAUCUGAUGUUAAGUCUUGGGAUAUAUUUUUUUAGUUUCUGGUGAUUUUAGUAUGCAUAUUUUUUCUAACUUUUCAGAAGUUUGAUUCAACAGUCUUAUCCUAUAGUGUUAGGAUUCCAUACAGAGAACCCUGUUAUGCGUACCAGUACUAUCAAAAUAAAGAGGAAAGAAUUCUUGUAGAUAGAAUCCCAAGAGAGCUCAUUGUAAUUGUGCUGUGUUAAUGAAGAUUACUGGGAUGAAUUUUGUGUUUUGUAUUUUAAUCUCUUGAGUGAAUCAACUAUUGGGAAACCCCAUUUGGCGGCUUAGCAUUAGAAAGAACAGACACAGUAGCUGAUGCCUAGAAGCUGCUUUGCUUUUUCAGAUCCAGUGGUAGCCUUUGAUACUCCAAAAUAAUUAUGUUCACACUCUGUACUGAUGACAUUUAAAAUUCUAAAACUUUAUGAAAUUGAAAUGAAAAAUAGGAGUUGUGAAACAAAGUAUUUUCUUGGAAGUAUUAUUUUAACAUUUAGAUGGAUCAUAACUAAUUCUACUAGGGUGUUACUCCUGAGUAGGAGUUGAGUUUGGAACUGGUGGUCUUGCAUGUUAAACAUGGAGUGUGACUGGGGCAGCCGUGAGUCAGAAUAUAAAUGAAUUCUUAAACAUUUGAAUACAGACUCCUCAGUAUUGUUGAAUUCACUCAAUUGGAAGUAAUAGGAAAUUUUAAACCUUUCUAAAUGAUCUUGGGUAAAUUAUUGGUGGUUGUGAGGGUUGUUUCCCAAUCAAAGGUUAUUUCUAGAUGGCUAUAUGCUUUGCUGCAAUUUCUGCUUCCAUCUGUUUACCAAGCAUGUUACUUAGAAAGGAUACUGUGUAGCUGGACGAAGGCUCCUCAGGCUGGCUAGCCUCCUGCUGUGUACUCUCUGUAUGCUGCUGACUAGAUCCCCAGUUCUGCUGCAGGCAACUAAAUUUCUAAUAGAGAACAUUGGUGUGGGAGCUGAGGUGCACUCCUGUGCAAGCCGUACUGGAGAUUCACAUUGCGAGGAGAAGACGGAGAAAUCAGAUGGAUUUCCAAAAUGGCCAAACUUUUCAACUGUAAUUUUAUAAGUGAUACUACACUGAUAUAGCCAAUUAGAUUUAAAAUGUCUUCAAAAAUUACUUUAUUUUAUUUAAAGCAUCUGCUUAAUGCAACUUUUAAUCAGAUUUUGCAAAGGGUAUGUAUGUAUUUUAAUAUAGUCUGACCUGAAUUUAUAUGUUUUUAGCUUUAGUAUUUAACCUUUUAUAACAAAUAAACCAUUUUUUUAAAAACCAA